UUGUUAUACACUGCAAAGCACUGCAGGAUGUUUGUUGAGCGGCACUCUCAUUUGGGACGAGGAGAAAGCCGGUAGGGGCACCUUAAACACUGUCACUCGGGCGUCUCGGGAUGAGGAUCUGAGAAGAAGAUAAGGAUUAGACAGCAAUGUUUUGGGUAUUCAUUGACGGGAUACAACUUUGAAGAAGAAAAACAUCAGGAAAGUUGGAGACUCAUGUUGUCGCUAAGCAGUUCACUUUGGAGUCGUGGUCUGAAGUGGAGUUUCCUUCUCAUUUUUUUGGAGGGGAGAAUAGGAUUAAGUAAGUGAGCCAAAUUGCUCACUCCUCUGGAAGUGGUAUGAACUUUUCCCCUCGGCCUUCAAAUUCAUACAGACUUACAAGUCAGUAGCAGGAAAUGUGUUAAAACUGAUCUCUAAAAAUGUUCAACUUCAAGUAGGCUAGACUGAUAACUGAGAAGAAACGUCUUUUUAAGGUGGAGAGCCAGAGGGAUUAGAAAGGAUCCGAAUUCCAGAAACAUGACCUCCAGACUGUAUCCAGGCCCUCUCCUGGUGCUGCUCUGUCUCAUCCACGGCGCUGAGGAGUCCUGUCCCUCUAUAUGCCUCUGUGUAUCUGACACAGUGAGCUGUAGCUCCAGUGGUCUGGCCAAGUUACCCUUGUCCCUGCCCUCCUUCUCCGUCACCCUUGACAUCAGCCACAACCAUCUGUCCUGGCUGGGUGCGGGCAGUUUCAAAAGGAUGCCUAGAUUGGAAAACCUCCGGAUGACCCACAACCAGCUGGGCUCCCUGGGCCAUGGGGUGUUCCGCAACGCCUCCGGCCUCAGGCACCUUGACCUGUCCUCCAACAAGCUGCAUGUGGUGGAGCAACACUACUUCCAGGGGCUGUGGAGGCUGGAGGAGCUCCUUCUUUUCAAUAACAAGAUCACACAGGUGGAGGCUGGCACAUUGAGCGGCCUGAGCAGCUUGAAAAAGGCCUACUUCAGCCUCAACCAGCUCACACACUUCCCGUUCUUCUCCAUCCAAGACCAUAGUCACCCUUUCCUGAGCAUGCUGGACCUCUCGUCCAACCGUCUGAGCCGUCUGCCAUGGGAGGAUGUGAAAGCUUUGCCCGGGUUGGUCCAGCGGGGGCUGUACCUCCACAACAACUCUCUGAUCUGUGACUGCUCCAUGUACAGUGUUUUCUGGCAUUGGGAUCUGAGGGGUUACGACGCACUGAAGGACUUUACUGAUGAGCACACUUGCACCACCUAUGGGAACCCACGAGUGUUCAUCCGGUUUCUGCAACACUCCCGCUUCUUCCACAACUGCACUGUGGAAAGCGCUGUCUCACUGCCAGUGACCGUGCUCCUCUCCAACGUAUUGGUUUCAGAGGGAGAAGGAGUGCGUCUGGACUGCCAAACGUCCCUGAGUAGCACAGACCUCUCAUUUACAUGGCUCUCCCCCAGCAAGGGGUACAUCACCCAGACUAGCAUUAAUGACACGCUAAUUAGCCUAUUUCCUAAUGGUACCUUGGAGAUCCAAGCAACCAAGGUCAAUGACUCAGGUUUGUACGUGUGCACAGCUGUGGAUAUUAAACAGGCACUGAAUGCGACCCGGGAGGUGAAUGUGACCGUGUUGCUGCCUGCAGCAGAGUCAUUCAACACUGGCUACACAACGUUGCUGGGCUGUUUGGUGACCACGAUCUGCAUCCUCAUAUACCUCUACAUGACUCCGUGUCGCUGCAGCUGCUGUAAACAGCCCAAACCUCCAGCUAUCCCAAUUGCAACUUACAACCCCAGCACCCUAGCUUCUGUUUUCUCCCCCUCCACUAGACCCCAGCACAAAAUCCAAACUGACAAGCGUGUAGCAUUCAUGGAGCCAAUAAUAAAUGAAGAAGGAACAGAAUGGAUACCUGAAGGUUGAUACUGAACAGGGUUUUCUCUUUUCCUUAUUUUGAAGCGGAAACAAAAGACCUUUGGACAAUGCAAAACUCCUUACUCAAGAAUUAGCAGUGAGAUGCAAUGAGAAGUGAGUGUUAAUGCUGUAUAGGAAAAAAGAACAUCAUGUCUCUUUCCCACACUAAAAAAGGCCUCCUAAACAAAAAGCUAUAUCUCCUGUUCUGGCCCAGUAGUCGAAAUGAAAGUUUAAACUUUGGUUUAUUACCCUCAGUAUACUGACAUUGCUAAAUCACAGUAGAGCUAUUAUCAGCCCUAAAAAUCAGCUAAUAACUUCUCUGUGUACUGAGGUACGACACUAGGGGGAAUAUUUCUUGUGGGAUCAGAGAGUGAAUCUGGCUCACUUUUCACAGAAAGUGUUUAAGGAGGAUUAAAAGCACCGGAAAAACGCUGCAAGUUCAUGCCUGUGAUGGACUGCAGGAAGUAAGUUCAGCCCGUGCAUCUUGGUUGAGUUGAGGUGCUGCAUAAUUAUUGUGGUAGAGCAAGGCACUGCACCAGCUGAAGAUACAGCCCAUAUUUCUUAGAAAUAUGUUGCUUAAAACAUAAGAAGCUCUAUCCAACUCCUGAAAACGUCUGUUCCCUUUGUUCCUAAUAAAGGAGUUGUUCCCUUUAGAUCAAUUGCCUGCUCUGCUGAUUUGGUUUUAAAGGCAAUUUAGGAAAAUCCAUUACUUUCAUAUAAAAAAAGAGGAAUUACGAUACAGCAAAAAAAAAAAAAAAAAAGCAAUAAAUGUUUCUGUGCAGAGGCCACAGAUUUCAGCAAACCUUUAAAAAUCUUAUCUAGCAGAAAACAGAGGGCAUCCUGCAGUGAUCCAUCAUACAUAUACAUAACGCAUAUAAACCUGUUGCAUUAAUCUGGCAGCCAAAAACAAUGACUCUCUGUCUGCACUCUGCUUAUCUGGCAAAUAGUACAAAAAUCAGGAGUGUCAACAAACCAAAAACAAACAGCAAUUGGACUGCUCUUCAAAGACAGAAUCUAUUUGAUCAAACACAGCAGAGCACUUCGAACACUGCGGAACAAACACAACUACAAAAUCUGAACUGAAGUGACAAAUAUUUCAAGCAUGACGCAAACCCCAAAGGGGCAUUACUUUGUAUAGCUUUGUUUUGUUUGUUAAUUCAGUGGAACAUGCUUAAAAUGACAGAAUAAUACGCUGCAAUGCCAGAGAUGAAUGAUGUUGAAGAAGGACGUGCAUGCACUGCCAUGAAAGAACAUAAGUGUGUGGGAUGAGAACAUUAAGUCGAUGACAUGAAAGACCAAAGAGAGCAUAUGGGUGGUCGGGGAUGAAGGGAUAUUUCAAACCUGAUGAAACAAACAGUAGCCUCAAAAGAAACAAAUCAAUUUCUUUCCAUGCAUCCAUAAUGUUUUGGAUUGUAGUUUAAUCUUAAUGCAAACACUGAGUGGGAGUAAGGAUUGCAUCGAGAUUGAAUAGGAUUAGAUGUAAUCCUUCAUAUAAUGUCAAAGAGAAGUCGUCAGUAACCACGCAUCUCACAAAAGCAGAGCGUGUCCAUGGAGGAGGGGCCUUUGAUUAUUUCUAAUCCUUAAUUAAAACUUGACUCCUUUUAAGCCCUUAGAGACUAAUAUUGUUGAGCAACUUGAAUGUAAAUUCACAGACAAAAAAGGUGGAAAUCUAAAAUCAAAUGGGCAGCCGUGCAUGAAACUAGGACAGCUAGCUGUUAGACGCCGCUGACUUUCAUCACUAUUAAACUCUCAGGGAUUAAGCAAAAAAGUCUGUUAGACUAAGCACUGUAUUGUGAUGCACCACUCUGUUUAAUCACACCUCUACUGACUUAUAUGUUAUAUUUAGAAAAAGUUUUCGGUAACACUUAAUUUGAAAGGGUGUGCAUUAAACUGACAUGACACUGUCAUAACCGUGACAUGAAACCUGUCAGGAACAUGAAGGAGUCUUUAUGAAUGUUUAUGACUGUCACUCGACAGUCUUCUUAUUGUCUUGUCAAGUUGUCAUAACACAAAGAUCUCAAACAAUGCUAACUUUGCAUUAAAAGUGUCAUAACUUACCGAAUGACAUUCAUGUCAACAGUCAAACAUUCAUAAAGACUCCCUCAUGUUCAUGACAUGCGUCAUGGCAUGGUUUUGAUGGUGUCAUGUCAUUCGUAUACACACCCAAAUAAAGUGUUAGCAAGUUUUCCCAGUAGUAAGCAACAUUCAAAUUCCUGAACAAAGUAUUAUGUAACGCUGUGUGUGUGAUGACACAUCUUGUAUCAGAGACAUGACCCGUUGUUUUCCAGAGACAGUGUAUUAGAGACAUUACAUGGUGUGAUGACUUGGGGUUAGGUUUUAGGAGAUUACCACAAGGAUAAAAACUAGGUGCUUUGUCAAUUUCAAUGUUUUUUUUAAAUCCCUCUAAUCUGGUUCUGCUCUCUGACACAGCACAAACAGCUGGGUUGGGAUUUAUCGUUUUUUUAUAUUAUUAGCAGAAAGGUUUAAACCGAGGACAUGAUGUGAGCAUUUCUAUUCAAGGGCUUUCUAUUUCACAGAGGGACCACAGGUGACCCUGGUUAUGUAACCACGCUGCUGAUUUAGGGAAUCAACCUCAGUGUAGGCACCAUGUCACAGUUAGAAUGAGUGAAGUUAGUAUCCUGAUACCAUUUGGUAUCCAGCAGUUUAUAUGAACCUUGUGACAGCAAGCACUUUAAUGAUAACGGGAGGCCUCAGCAGUGCAUUUUGAAGAGAGAGAAGAAAAAAACAGGUAUAAAAAGCACACCAUAAAUUAGAAUUUUUUUGCUCUAGCAAAUUGUUAUACAUAUUCCUGCUCAUUUGAAACAUGAGGUGGCAGACAGAUACAUUUAGUUUGCUGAAAUGUUCUGAAAUCGUUCUAACAUUUACACAUUAGAAAGUCCUAAUAAUUCUAUCUGCAAAUUAUCCUGAAUCUCUCUAAUAAGUUACCCAGGUGUAAACAAAAGACCAUAUGAUGCUUUAAAAGAUGCCCCUCUCCAAAGCAAAACACUCCAUCAGACUUCAAUUAAAGCAUGCACUUUCCUUUCCAAAUUAACUGUUUUCCCUAGUUCGGCUGGGCUCCAAGGGAUUCAAAAUCAUUGUAUUCAAGAAUCUAAUUACUGUGAAAGCGGGUGUUUUACUCUGAAUAGCUUCCACUGGUGGAGGGCUGUCUUGACUGUCAACAGGCGCUAUUACUGAACUGUCAAAACAGUCAUCAGGCAGGAGUGGAGGCAUCCAACUGUGGCAGAUAAAUGUACAUCUUUCAGAUAAUGUGACACCCACAUACACAACCUCGGUAGAGGCCCAAUGUCACCAAACCGACAAAAAAAACCUUAUUUCAUUCUAAUUGGACACUUUACUUGGAAUAUGUGCUCGAGAAACACACCAAUAAGUCAUUUCAGAACAGUCCACCAACCAGCUAUGCUAUACUGUAGAUCUUUUCUUUUUUUUUUUUUUAAGGAGGCAAGCAAGUUGCUUCCCAAAAAAAGACUAAAAUAAAUGUGGACUGCUGCACACCAGACAACAGGCUGUUUAUCAUACCUCUGCACUGAAUAUGAACGCAGGCCACUUUCUGUGUUUCCAAAGCCAGAUGAUGCAGCUGGAUGUCCGACAUGUCAAACAGAAUUCUGGUCUCAGUCUCUGUCACUGUGGGGCACAUUGCAAAUGAAUGCCUCAUUAAUCAAAUGUAUAUCUAUCACAUUUCAUUGCAAACAAAAAGCAUUAUGCAGCGAUACACCUUUACCUGAGCCAUUCAGCAUGUUGGAAGCAGUAUCCUGGCUCACGGUCUCCCUGGGGCUGUUAUGGGCUUCAGUGAGUAGAAUUUAGCUGGAUAUCAUAAGAUUUGACAAGCACAAUGACUCAAAGUAUUUUGAGGUUUAUAUUGUUGCUCAUGGCCACUUUUCUAUAACACUGUCUUGUCUUUUUAUUCUUCUUCUGUGUUCAGCUUGUCAUUUCACUUUUUUUUUUAUUGUAUCAUGUUGUAAUGGUGCUCCCCUUGUUAAUCUGUCACACUUCUCCACUAAAAGACAACAAUGAACUGAUGAAAUAUGGCUUUAUUAUUUCCAUUAAAAAAGACCUGUGCUGUCAGAGACAGUAUAGGUAACCUAUCUG
Molecule: messenger RNA, 5994 nt
Organism: Sander lucioperca (pikeperch)
Lineage: Eukaryota; Metazoa; Chordata; Actinopteri; Perciformes; Percidae
Product: amphoterin-induced protein 3-like
Exons: 2
Coding region: 514-1896 (460 amino acids)
Cellular component (GO): plasma membrane
Molecular function (GO): protein binding
Source: RefSeq, a predicted model, not a curated record